Molecule: messenger RNA, 2146 nt
Organism: Cylicocyclus nassatus
Lineage: Eukaryota; Metazoa; Nematoda; Chromadorea; Rhabditida; Strongylidae
Source: the annotation of a GenBank genome assembly
AUGGGCAAGAAAUGGCGCUUGUUGGGGAAUGUGCACCGUGUAGUAUAUACGGAGAAGACUCGGAGGGAUUUGACGAUGCCUCCCAAACGUGAGCAAAAGAAGGACAACGAACCGCUCACUGGUGUCAUAGUUGUGGAUUCGUAUGAUCCAAGAUUUGCUCCUCUUUCAGCCGGCACCGGACCGUGGUGUCUGCAACCGAUAUGCAAUGUGCCACUAAUAGAUUUUACUUUGUCAUGGAUUAUGCGAACCGAAGUCCAUAAAGUCAUGCUUAUUGUAUCACAAAAAAAUGCACAUUUCAUGGAGAAAGUUGAGAACCGAUGGAAGCAUUGUUUCGAAUCGCUGUCACUCAUACGCUGCAAAAACUCGAUGAGUGUUGGUGAUGCAUUGAGGGAGUUGGAUACUCGAGGAUUGUUAACCAGUGAUUUCUUACUGAUUUCGAAUCCGGCAACUUUCACUUCAUCAACUCUCAAAGCACAAAUAGCUGCCUACAGACAACGACGUAGCGAAAACAAAAAUAAUGUCAUGACUGUGAUCUACUCGGACCUGAAGACGCCUAGAAAUGCUGUGAUUGGUAUCGAAAAAUCAACGAAGAAGUUGAAAAUAUAUCAUAAAAAGGAAGAUCCUACUCAGCUAGAUAUUGAUAAGCCUCAUUUUGUCGAUGACGCUGUAAUACGCAGGGAUAUUGUCGACAGCGGCAUUGCUAUAUGCUCUCUGAACAUAUCAGCUCAGUUUAGCGACAAUUUUGAUUUUCAACAUCGCGACGAUGUUAUCAGAGAGAUUUUGGUUAACGAAGAAAUAUUGUUACAAAACAUACACGUUGAAAUACUUCCACCAUCAGAAGCUGCGCUCAGUGUUAUCGAUUAUUGUUCGUUAAUUAUUAUUAGCAAUCUGCUCAUGGAACGAUGGUUCUAUCCUUUGGUACCAGAUAAGAUGGCCUCCGAUGACUGCUGCGGCUUCAACGCUUUGCCUGGAAAUGUAUACGUAGCCGUUGACGAGCAGGAUUUUGGCAGGCUGUCACCCGUUGGGAGUGCUUGCAAGCGGGCAUUCAAUACGACUUUCGGCUGUAAAUGUGAUGUGCAUGAGUCAGCUGUGAUCACCUGCACUACUGUGGGAAGGGGCACGCACAUAGGUGCCAACACUGUAUUGGUUAACUGCAUCAUUGGAGAAAAUUGCGUGAUUGGGGAGAACUGUCGUCUUGAAGAGUCUGUGCUAGGUAAUGCGGUACGGAUACCAGAUGGAACACAACUUCAGAAGCAUUCUGUCAUUUCAGCAGAGGUGUCUUACCCACCUGACAUGGAAAUACCCUCUAAUUGCGCUCUGUGCUCCAGCCCUCCCCAUGAAGAUUAUGACGAAACAAUAAAGUGCAAGACCGUAAAAGAUGUUCAUAUCUGGACACUAGCUAAUGGUGGGCCGUUCUGGACGAUAAAUGGUCGUAAGGUAGACUCUGGAAACGGAAGUAUGGGUGAAGACAAUUUGAGCGAACUUGGCACUGAAAGUGAGAAUGCCGAACCUGUCGAACUUGAUGCAACUGCGCAGUUCUAUGAAGAAGUUGCUGAAAGCAUGGAGAGAAUACAUGGCUUUAUAUUCAGUAAACAACAGAUGCAUAAUCUUAUUUUGGAAAUAAACUCAUCUAAGCUCGCUUACAAUAUAUCUAUGGACGAUGUGGCAAAGUACGUGUUUUCUGCUUUCCUAGGUUUACCUGGAAAUGAAAGCUGGCCGAGUUUGAAAGAGUUGUGUAGUAAAUGGGUCCUCUUGUUCACCAAUUACUAUAAGCCGAAGAAAAGCCAAGUGCAGCUUCUGUUGGCUGUUGAGGAUAGAUAUAAAGAUAAUCCCAAUGAGUUUGGCCCGAUUGUAGCCCGACUUGUUCAUUUCUUGUAUAACGAUCUGGACAUCUUGGAAGAGGAAGCUAUUUUGGAGUGGGCAGCGACAAUUGAUGAGAAAUCUGAGCUGAAGCGAAUAAUGAAACCGAUCGUGGAUUGGUUACAGCAAGAUAGUGAUGAGGACGAGAGCGAUGCAGAAUGAGCGAUAGUCAUGUUUCUUUGUAUCUUAAAUUAAAUGGGUGUCUUGUCACAUUUUCAGCAUACAGUUGUUUUUCUUCCUGUUAUUGUAAGUCUGUUAAUUAUGCUUGUUAUAAGUUUAUGCAACC